Suillus fuscotomentosus is the source of this 1452-nucleotide messenger RNA. RefSeq lists its product as uncharacterized. The record is from RefSeq and is a predicted model, not a curated record. Bases 373 to 1011 code for a protein of 212 amino acids. The transcript has 4 exons. NCBI's taxonomy places the organism in Eukaryota, Fungi, Basidiomycota, Agaricomycetes, Boletales, Suillaceae.
CGACUUGCAUAUUUGAAUAGACGCGGCCAGUUGAAAAUAAUGGUCACUAGUACUAGUAAGUAGUACUCUCGUCCAGUCACUGAAUUCCUAAUUGUCGGACAUCGGAUCAUAACGACCACAGCUAUUAUGUAACUCGUUAGGGUAGUACUACUAACAGUCACCGGUCACCAGCUGUGAACGAAGGAGAUAAGAAGUAGUACGUGCCGCAUACGCCUUCUGUGCGCUCAACGCCCACUCAAUUUUCUAUCUUGUGAUACGAAGCACUCGUCGUCUGGGCAAGCGACUCAACGGAAUCCACGCCUUUUACCUCAUCAAAAGAUUGUGAUUGCGAUUACGGGCUAGGUGCCAAAUCGAUAUUCCAAUUGCCAUAAAAUGGGACAGCAUAUUUCAUCCGACGAUACUGCUCGUACGCGAAUUUUUUUAUCAGAUACCCCCACCCAACAGCCUGGCUCUGUCCUGGAUUCCAUGAUCAACUCUGUUGACCCGAGCGAGCCUGCUUCGUCAGGCAGCUCUCAGGCCCACAUCCCGAGCCAGCCUGAAAUGGUCGGCAAACAAUCCUCACUAUCUUCACCUCGCAGAUUUCGGGAAGUUAUCAACGAGUUCGCCGCUUCUCUAAAAUGCAGUCUAGUGCUCGAGAAUAAGGGUAAUGUUGCUCGUGAUCAUCUUGCAUCAGAGCGAACCUAUCUUGCCUACGUUCGCACCAGUCUCGCAUGUGCAAGUGCUGGAGUAGCCCUUGUACAGCUGUUCACGCUUUCCAAUUCCACAGAUGCAAAUACCCAUGGUCAAGGAGAGAUUGUUCCACAGCGUUUUGCUCGACCACUUGGCGCCACGGUGGUGCUCUUGGGUUUGUUCAUCCUAAUUUAUGGCCUCGUACGCUACUUCAUGACCCAGGCGGCCCUCGUACGGGGUUUCUUCCCGGUGGCACGCAAUUCCAUUGCUGCCCUGGCAUUUGCCCUUGGGGCCGUCGUUGGCAUCGUUUUUGGGGUACUAGUUGCUGAAACCCGAGGCUAAAGUGUGGGGCUGGUCACUGUAACCGUAUAUGGUUACGGUAGUACAAUUGUACGGUAGCCAUACGGGUACUGCCCGUAUUGUACCGUAUGUCAUACCUCGAUAUCCUCAACGGUGCGGUGCGGAUCACUACAUGGUCAUGCGGCCAACCAAUACGGUCGUACGGUAUAUGAAGAUACUGAAUUACAGUAGCUAGAUGUAGUAUCAACCCAUCAACUACCGCGAUGGCAUUUAGCAGGUCGAAGGGACCGAAAGAAUGUGCUUGAGAGUCGACGGUACGGCAGAAACUACACAGUGGAAUAUUAGUAUACCUAUAGACAAUAGUUUUGAGCAGGUUGAACUCACCAGGGAUAGCGAGCUAGCCAGACACGACAGGUUCGGAAAUUGUGAGCAGCAGCCUGCUCACCGGCCACAGGCAUCCCUCGAGGUCGUUGAGCGUUUUUU